CCCCCCUCUAUUACGUGGCCGUGCAGCCAUGUCCGCUGCAGCCUGCGCCGUUGAGCUUUGUAUUGUUCAGUUCAAUUACACGCCAAACCAUGUCAAGGCGACAAAGGACUCAGAGGGGGUGCAUCACCCUGCAGCCCCCACGCAUGAUGCCGGAUGGGCUUGAGGUGUCGCUGCACACGUGUCCUCGAGCCUUGCUGCGAGAGCUCGAUCACGUGUUUCCCGGAGUAGACUUGGAUGCUUGCCUGGCGAUACCCACGAACCAGAAGGCGGGUAUGGACCUGGUCGCGAUGGGGGACACGGUCGAGACGGAGAAAGACGUGCUCCUCAACUCGUUCGCCAGCUUCGCGUCGGGCCUGUGCAAGCAGAUCCGAGAGGCUGGGUAUUGGGCGGACUACAUCGACCCCUGCUCUGGGUUGCCGAUGCUCAGCGGUGGCACCAAGGUUUACAGCGAGGUCGAAGGCAUGCAGCUACUCUUGCAGUACCAGGUGAUGAACGCGGGCAACUGCAAGGUCUUGCUUCACCCCCAGUGGGGCUCCGCCGUUUACCCGGCGAGUUUGUUCUGUACGGCCCCGUCUGACUUUGUGCAGCGCCUGCUGGAGGAGAGACUGGUCCCGCGACCAGCACCGGUGCCUGCAUGAGAGAUAGGAUGAGGGAGGGAUGUUUAUGACGCAGGAGAUGUUGGGGCGCAUACCGAAAAGCGGUUCACCACAGCCGGCAGCAGAAGGGCGCCCUCUGGAAGGGGGAGGGGGGGGAGGGUUACACUCAUGUAAACGCAUGCCAGAGUCGUCCCGCCGCUGACCUCGCCUCCCUACAAGGCCGGGACAGAGCGGUAUUCCGGCGGGGAGGAGGGGGGGGGGAGGCAUCAAGGGCAAUUUGCCGCAGCGAAGCCGUGUCGACAGCACCGGCGGCGGGACUUUUACGGUUGUGAAAGGUCGAUGGUGGGUUCACGCGGAUGGGAAUGGAUGGGCACAAGGGGAGGGCUGCUGCGGCGGGUGAAACUGAUUGCUUCGCGGCAAGCUAAAUUGUCGGCUUCCGACCCGAUGAUAUCGAUCCCCCCACCUGCCUUUCACCGCAGAGUCGUUCACUUGCGUUUUGUUCACGGUGAGGUAAGCCAUGGCACGGCGGUUGCACGACGCGGAAGUCGGCUGGGGUGUGCCCGAGAUGACCGUUGAUGGAGUGUAGACGGGCAUGGCUUACCGCGGUGAAGCCUCCCCGCGCAGUCAAUUGUAAGUUUUUGUUCCAGGGAGGCAACUAAUUUGACAUGAAAUGGACAUUUUGCCUGCUCGUCUUGAACGGUCGCUGUGCAAAUGCAUCGAGGGGCUCGAGCGACAGCCUGCAGCCUUGCCCUCAUUUCGGUUGUUUUUUGCCUUUUUUUUUUUUUUCGAAGUCGUCAAUAAAACGGUGGGGUGUUGUUCAUUUCGGGUAGCGGAGGUCGACAAGUAAUGGGUUCAGCUGUAUGUAUACAGCUUAUCUACCGGUACAACCGCCAGGGAGUGUCAAGGGUUAUUAAAGUCAACACCAUUAGUUAGAGCACAUUUGGACCCUUUUUUUGUUGCCGUUGUGCGGUGGUUGCUGUGAGUGUUUUUUUUUACCCAGGCGUGUUCCGCCGGCAGCGAGGGCAGCAGCAGCAGCGGCAGGAGCGGUACAAAUAGCGUGCGGGGUUGGCGCGUGUGGUGGCUGGGGGCGUGUGCAUACCGGUGCCUUUUUUUUGCGUUGCGUGUUUUUGUUUUUGAGUGUUUCAGUAGCCUUGGCAUAUGCCGUCCCUUAUGCAAGUCGUCGAGGUCGGCGGCCGGGGCGCGAGCGCUCCUCUUGUUGCAGAUGGCGCGAAGCCGGGUUUUCCUCUGCCGAGCGAGGUCUUACGAAUUGCUCAAGCAGAGGCUGACGAAUUGCGUCAGGAGAGACAACAACCUCUUUGUUUUACGCCCUGUUGGUCUUGGGGAAAACGCGCUAUGUCUGGACGGGUCGGUAUGUUGUGGGGUUCAUGUGCUUUAGCGCUCUGACGGACCAAGAGAAAGCCUAUUUGUUGGGUCCUUUCGGGAAACGCCCCCCCUUCUCCUUCCCACGGGAAGCGAAUUCUGAGAAGAACAGGUGUGAUUAGAUUACUCAUCGAACAUCGGGCGUUCGCUUGCGGUAGUGUAUGACAGGUAGCGGCGAAUCCGGCGAGGGGGGCUUGUGACGAACAUAUUGUCAUGCGUGAUGUUGUUUUGUCUGUUGUAUAUGGAGACCACCGGCCAUUUGCGCCCACUAUGGUACGUGUAGGGACCGCGGGCCACGAGCCGGGAAGGCACAUGUGGUUUUUUCCUUCCGUGCGGGUUUUCGGGAGCAACAAAAGAUGCUUGGAUGGAAAAUUCCUCAAUAUUUACAGCAACCCUU
Ectocarpus sp. CCAP 1310/34 is the source of this 2373-nucleotide messenger RNA. NCBI's taxonomy places the organism in Eukaryota, Phaeophyceae, Ectocarpales, Ectocarpaceae. The record is from the annotation of a GenBank genome assembly.